Messenger RNA from Lodderomyces margitis, 318 nucleotides. RefSeq lists its product as uncharacterized. NCBI's taxonomy places the organism in Eukaryota, Fungi, Ascomycota, Pichiomycetes, Serinales, Debaryomycetaceae. The transcript has a single exon. The record is from RefSeq and is a predicted model, not a curated record. Bases 1 to 318 code for a protein of 105 amino acids. Gene Ontology annotation, biological process: protein import into mitochondrial matrix; protein insertion into mitochondrial inner membrane. Gene Ontology annotation, cellular component: TIM23 mitochondrial import inner membrane translocase complex.
AUGCCACCAGUUCAACAAUAUCAAUAUGUUGGUCACCAACCUUCCAACUGGGACAAAUUCAAAAUGGGUGCUCUAAUGGGAUCCACAGUGGGUGUUUGUGUCGGAGUUUUAUUUGGUGGAUUUUCGAUUUUACAAAAUGGUGCUGGACCAAAUGGUGUUAUGAGAACAUUGGGUCAAUAUAUCAUGGGUUCAGUUGGUACUUUUGGGUUAUUUAUGUCUAUUGGUUCAGUUAUUAGAUCUGAUCCCAAGUUUCAAGAGGUGCAAAGAAACAUGAUGGCUCAGCAAAGAGCUAGAUUGACUGCUAUUUACAGAGAUUAA